This is a messenger RNA of Leptidea sinapis, 7886 nucleotides long. RefSeq names its product phosphatidate cytidylyltransferase, photoreceptor-specific (gene Cds). NCBI's taxonomy places the organism in Eukaryota, Metazoa, Arthropoda, Insecta, Lepidoptera, Pieridae. The transcript is spliced from 11 exons. The record is from RefSeq and is a predicted model, not a curated record. The coding region runs from base 17 to 1357 and encodes 446 amino acids. Gene Ontology annotation, cellular component: endoplasmic reticulum membrane. Gene Ontology annotation, molecular function: phosphatidate cytidylyltransferase activity.
AAGGGUACACUUCGUCAUGAGUGAAGUGAGACAUCGUCGGAUCGACGGUGACGGGGAAAAAAUUGGAACUGCUGGUGAAUCGGACCAUGUUGAUUCCGAAGAAGAAAAGGUAUUAGAGGAGAGAUAUGUUGAUGAAAUGGCAAAAAAAUUGCCCCAGGGCACUGACAAGACUCCUGAAAUUUUGGACUCUGCUCUAUCAGGACUUUCUACGCGUUGGAGAAAUUGGGUGAUAAGAGGAAUCUUUACUUGGUUAAUGAUUGGAGGUUUUUGUCUUCUUAUUUAUGGUGGGCCCUUGGCUCUUAUGGUAACGGUCCUGUGUGUCCAAGUGAAAUGUUUUGAAGAGAUUAUCCAUAUUGGAUAUGCGGUGUACAGAAUCCAUGGUCUUCCAUGGUUCAGGUCCCUAUCAUGGUACUUCUUGCUGACCUCCAACUAUUUCUUCUAUGGAGAGAAUCUGAUUGACUACUUUGGAGUGGUCAUAAACCGUACAGACUAUCUUCGUUUCCUGGUGACCUACCAUCGGUUUAUCUCCUUCAGUCUGUACUGCAUUGGAUUUGUCUGGUUCGUGCUGUCUCUUGUAAAGCGAUACUACAUGCGACAGUUCAGUCUGUUUGCCUGGACUCACGUGGCGUUACUUAUCGUCGUAACGCAAAGUUACCUCAUCAUACAAAAUAUAUUUGAAGGUCUCAUCUGGUUCAUAGUGCCUGUCUCCAUGAUCAUAUGCAAUGACGUCAUGGCAUACGUAUUCGGAUUCUUCUUCGGUAAGACGCCGCUUAUCAAGCUCAGCCCCAAGAAGACGUGGGAGGGAUUUAUCGGCGGUGGAAUCUCAACUGUGGUUUUUGGACUUGUGAUUUCCUACAUGAUGUCUCAGUAUCCGUACCUGGUGUGUCCCAUCGAGUACUCCGAGGACCUGGGCCGAAUGACGAUGGACUGCGAGCCGUCUCUGCUGUUCAGACUGCAAGAGUACACCCCGCCGCAGUUCCUGCAGCCCGUCAUGAAAGUGUUUGGCCGGGAGAAGGUGAACAUGUAUCCGUUUAUGAUACACUCGCUUGCGCUCAGCAUUUUCAGCUCCGUGAUUGGACCGUUCGGUGGAUUCUUCGCAUCUGGAUUCAAGCGGGCUUUCAAAAUCAAGGACUUUGGUGAUGUGAUUCCUGGACACGGCGGUAUAAUGGACCGGUUCGACUGCCAGUUUCUGAUGGCCACCUUCGUGAACGUCUACAUUACCAGCUUCAUUCGCACCGCCACGCCGCAGAAACUCUUGCAACAGGUUUACAACAUGAAGCCAGAACAACAGCUGCAAUUGUUCUAUGCUUUGAAGGAAUCGCUUGAGCACCGAAAUAUACUCAACACAUUACCAUAAAUGUUGCAAGGGAAAACCUAGGUGUGUUUAGAUUUGUGGGUAGUUUCACACUUGCUGACAAAAUCAAUUAUAUAUUUGUUGAUAUUAUUUAAUUAUUACUGCCAAUUUUCGUUCAUCAUUGCUUAGAGUUUUUUCUUUGUUUUAUUCGUGACAAUGACAAUACUUAUUGUCAACGUUAUAAUUACUAUUGGAUUCGAUUCUUAAAAUGUAUUUGCUAUAUUUAUGGAUCAAUUUUUAUCAUUAAGUGUGAAAUUGCGGAGACUCGGUUUAAUUUUAUGAGGACAAAGUACAAAAAUCUGUAUUAUUCAAUAAUAUAAACAAUUUGUUAAGUUUUUAAAGUGAUAACCCUUACUUCUAGGAUAAAUACACAAAUAAAAUUUGAAAACAACAUUUUAUGAACGAUGCGGGACUCGAACUUCAUACAGAUAAAGACAAGAGCCACAUCUCAAAUCAAUUUCCUAAUAUGCAAAUAUUGGGGUUGACCAAGUUAUCAACUGUAAAGUAGAUCCUGAACAAAGCAUACAAGAUUUUAUGAAGAUGCGUCACUCGAACGGUUGGCUCAGUUGGCAGAGCACUCGCACGAAACGCGAGAGGUCGGGGGUUCGAGGCCCGCAUCGUUCACAAAACUUUUUUUCACAUUUUAUUUGUGUAUUUAUUAAUUGAUUAUGUUUUAACAUUUUCAGAUAGGGUCAAAAUAUUGAUCAGUUUAAAAUUUAUAUGUUUUAGUAUGUCUUUAGCAGCUUAGUCAAAUUAAAACCUUAGGUUUUUAUAUAAUUUUAUUAUUGUAAUGUGUUUUCAUAAAAAAAUCCGAGUGUGAACUUAGAGUGCGAAAUAUUAUUCUAGUCUUUAAUGUGCAAUCAUUUCUCGAUUCAAGACAAACUAAUGGAUAUAAUUCACUUUCAAUUUAAAAUUCAUCAUCAAAUAUUAUAUUAAUAUCUACGGUUUAUGAAUUUUACGCAGCCGUUGAGAAUAUAACUAUUAACCGGCGAAGUUUAAAAGUAUAUUGUCCGCCAUUUUGGUUCUAUGCACUAUGGCCACGGAAUAAAGGAAUUAUAAAUAAUUAUAGAACUGUGUUAAACUUACUGCUUGCUCUAUUUAUAUGUUAGGGAUUUGUCUGUGUUUAGAUUCGAUGUUGUAGUUUAGUUAGGAAAUGUCUCGAAUUAUACGAAAUGUUUUGUUGUAUGUAUUAUUUAAGAUUGUUGAUGUGUUGUUUUAUGUUUUCGUUAUACGUUAUGUAUGAUUACAACUCAUGAUGAAAGUUGAAUUAUUUCAGACUUCGUCCAAAAUACAUAAGUAUUUAAUAUCUUAUAUUGUUAUUAAAUCUGAUUGUGUACUAAUUUAUUAGUUACUAGCGGAACAAUAAUAUUCUAUUAUUUAUUAAUACAGUUUUACUCACGUUUAAUCGGUGUCGGUACCGACUAGUUUCGGACAAUUCGGAGAUCCUUCAUCAGGGUGAGUGUGGUAGGUUGGAAAUAAGUGUUACAAAACGCGUCUCGCAAUAGCCCGUAGUGCCGAUGAUCACGUUGUGGAAAUUGUGAGUACAUUUUGUGCACCCGUGGACACCAAUAGUGAUACAGUGUCAGUGAUGCAGUGCUCAUCUUAACCACUGGCAGUAAGAGGUGGGACGUUAUCGCGAUCCCACCACACUCACCCUAAUUAAGGACCUCGGAAAGGUCCGAAACUAGUCGGUACCGACACCGAUCAAACGUGAGUAAUGCUGUAUUUAUAAAUAAUUUAAUAAUGACUCACGAAAGUUUUAAUAAUUUAAUAAUAUUCUAGUUUGAAUUUAACUGUAGUAGAUUCGUUUGUACACUGUUUCCGCUAGAGGCGCUGUACAAUUUCCUUAACAAAUAUUUAAGUUCUUUGCAAUUAGGAAAAUUCACGGUGAAGGUACUGUUUUUGCCUGUAAGAUAUUGCGUUUACCUUCACUCUAUGUUUAUUUGCGUCUGACACCAAAGACCAAGGCCUUGGUCACUUGGUAAUUAAUGAUUUGGUGUAAGUGUGAAUUAAUAUAAAUUACAUACUUUUGUAAAUGGUUUCAAGUACCAAGUACCCACCAUUAAAUGGGAUAGAAAAUCUACAUCUGCGAUGCCUGUACGGAAAUGUAACAAUUGCAAUUUUAUUUAAUAUUUUUUAAAGUAAACACGUUUUUGUUUCUAGUUUUAAAUGCUGUCAAGUGUGUUCGUGGAAACUCUAUUUCUUUUUCUAGGGAAUAAUACAUUUUUGUAUUAAAUUAGUUAAAUCCCAGAAGUCAAGUCUGUUUAUCAAAAUUAUCCGAUACGAUUCCUAAAUUCAGACUUGUCGUUUAUUAAUACUUAUUUAACUAAAUAAAUUUUGUCAAAAAACAAAAAAUUAAAAUUACUCUUAAACAUUCCAAAGUUUUAUAAGAAAUUCAUUUGACCGUUGACUGUACCAAAUCUAAAUUUUAAUAUUGCACGGAUUUUCAGGAUGUGGAGUGAACAGGGAAUGCAUUAUUGAUGCUUUAGUGUUUAGAUUUCUGACCGAAUUUAACUGCAUUUUGUGCUAAAUUUACUCUCUCUACAUCUAUUUUUAUAAGAAUUUAUUAUUUGAUAUGACGAGUAAUUUUAUUUUGCAGUUGUUUCACGCUGUUUGGAGAUAUCUAUAAUAUAAAGUUACCUUUUGACGGUAAGUUCUAAGGAGCUCGCCUGCAAAUAAUUGUAACACAGUGAUUGUCUCGGAAAUAAUAAAAAAACAGCGGAUACUUAUAAAAUUAUUUCAAGUGUCAAUUAUAAGAUAUAUAUUUCAAAUAUACACGUACGCCAUUAUUAAGUAACUAUCGACUAUACUUUUAGCACCAACGUGUCGUUACAGGACUACAUUGCGGUGACUUUAAUGGUCUUUAUCCAUUUUUUUUUUGGAUUUUAUGGCCUGGUAACGAGACCUUUAAGCCACGUCUUUUUUCGGUCACUUUCGCUUUGAGAGCGCUUCACGACUGUUCACUAACUUUUAAAUGUUAUUUACUGUACUCUUUAUGUCGUUAUCCAUUCUUAUGUAUUAAUUAUGUAUAUAUCCCACCUCAUAUAAAGAAUCAAUGAUAAAUUGUCGUGAAAGUGUUUCAAAAAUUAACCCUGUUUUCAUACACAGGGUGAUUUUUCAAGUCGACUGUGGUGGGCCUAAUCCGAAAUUAUGAGCAUUACCGAAAAAAUUCAGAGGCUUAUCGGGCUUGUACAUAUGAUAUUGAAUAAAACACUCCGCUUGAAGGUAGGCUGUGGUGUAUCAAAUUAGCUGUUAUAGUUGAAGUUUAAGUCACAAUUAACUUUAACAGUCACGCUGACUUUAACAGAGACUGCGAAAUGUGUUACACCUUAAAGUUAAAAAGUGAAAUAUCAAGUGAAUAUCGAAUAUAUAUUUGAAACUUUACACAGGUCGCUAUUUAGCUAUUUAACAUUAAAAAUAGCUUUGACCGCCGAAGAUUGGACAGUUAAAGUUAGGACGUCAUCUAAAAAUUUUCAAAAAGUGCAACACAUUUUUGCUCAACUGGCACUUUAACUUGUUUGUUAUUAGUAUUUUCAUUGACUAACGCGAUUGUUACAGAUUUAAAUAAAACACUUUUGAAGGAUUAAAACGCCUGUAAUAGUAACUGUUUUCACAUUAGAUUUUUGCUACAUCUGUACAGCAAAUACCACCUUCGAGGCAAUAAAUGGCGCUAAACUUCAUAAUGACAGCUAUGACAAAUACUAUCUUUGACGCAUUUCAUCUGCAGUCCCACUGAAAACGAGAUCUUGUAUAGUCUUGAAACAUCGGGUUAACUAAAAUAAAAAUGUAACGUUACACAAAAAUCAAAUGUAAAAACUGUUACAAUUAAACGCGUUUUAAUCCUUUUAAAGUGUUGUGUAGACGCGUUUUCGCGCGAAAAUUUGACGUGUGCCGCCAUAUUAGAAGAAUUGUCACUAAGCCAAAUUACUAGUAUUUAUCUAACCUAUGUUCACUCUGUACACAAAGGAGUUUAUGGGUCUAUUGUAAGUAAUUAAAACUGAUACAAUGUUAAUAUCCGAUGAGUCACAAACGUACCUACAAUCUUUACGUACUUCACUCCGUUUUUGUUAUAAAUAAGCCCUUAUUUCUGUUUCGUUAUAUGCGAUUUUUCAUGCAAAAAACUACUUCGUACUAAAUCAUAUUUAGUUACUGAUUAAAAUAUAGUAGUAAUAGUCUUAACUAAAGUUUUUAACAUUUUCACAAGUUUGCCAACGAGUAUUAAAUUUGUAGUUAUUUUUAAGUUAUUAUAAAUACUAUUACAAUAAUCGCCUAACUCAAUACAAGACGUUUUAUAACUAAUAGAGUAUUUUAUUAUUUCCGGCCAUAAUUUUGUUAGGUAUAAAUUAUUUAUUUCAAAUGUAAUUAAAAUUGGAAAACAUAACAAGAAAAAAUAAAUUAAAUAAAUUUUGCAAUAAUUAAUAAUUAGAUCAUCACUGAAUAUCAGCUAUAUUUAUACUUUUGUGGUUUUUAAUUUUAUAGUAUGGAUCGAUAUUGAGAAAAUAUAACACUACAACAUAAACUACAUCAUUACCACCGAUACAGCACACCAAAUUAAUUGUUUUUAUAUUUUGUAACAAAUCAGAUUCUUAACAUAUUAAUGAUUUUUAUAAAUAGCAUUAACGGAAAUUUAUUGCUGUUUAAAAUGUUAUAAAUGCUAAUCUUUAGCGUUAAUUUCGCUAAUUUUCACAAAAUCACUUCAACACGUGUUACGCCUCUAAUAAACAUCGUCAGGAACUGUUGUUUUUCCAAACGCUGAAACGAAAGCUGAGCGGAGUUUUCUAAAGAUUUCAUUAACACUUUAAAUAAUCAUAGUUUUUCACUAAGUAUGAGCAAGAAUUCGUUAAAAUGUUUUCUUCUUCUGUCUUGGUUAGUUGUAGAAAACUAUUUGAUUGAAUUUGAUUCAAUAUUUACAAAGAGUAAUAAUAAAAUUCUCAACACAGUUUCUAAAUGAAAUAUUGAUGAUAGCUUAACUAAUUAAUAUUUUAUUCAUUUAAUAUUACAUUUGAUUUAAUUUUUGACUCCACGAGAAAAUACCGAUCUAAAAUAUGUCGUAGAUUUAAUAUAAAAUAAUUAAUAAAAAUCUGAAUCACAUUUAGUUAUAGCGUGGUGGUGUUAGUAUUAAUAAUUUGAUUGUUAUGUAAAUUGUUAUUUGCUGUUCGUUGAUUGGUUAAUCGCCGUGUUUAUUUAUAGAGUACCGCACUAAUGUUGAUACUUUUGACACUGACUUUAACGGGUAUUAUUUUAUAUUCUGUCCUCAUGCUAAUGAUGCGAGAUGUUAUAGUUCCGAAGUUUCACUAUAGAGGGCGGAAUGUAUGACUGGGAUUGUAAUAAACGAUAUUUUAUAUAUAUAUGUAAUAACCAUAAUUACUACUGUAUUAUAUUUAUUUCUGCUAACUUGCUUUUACUAUUGUUUUUUCUUGUGUAUUGUCGCUUCUUUUAAAAAAAACGUGAUUUUUACUUUUGAUGUUUUCAAGACAUUUUGGGAGAAAAUCGUCUCAAAUAACCUUCAAUUUGUCAAAAGUGUUGUAAACGCGUUUUGGUAACAGUAUCUACCGUAUAGCUAUUAACUUGAUUCGCAAUUUCUGUGAUCAUCUGCACCUCAAAUAACUUUAAUUUUAAGACAAUCACUAUUAUAUAUAAUAAUACUAUUAUGAAUGUUAAUAGCUGCGUGUUCUGAUACAUACUAUUAUGUAUGAAGUGUUUAUGACGUCAUUAUAGACGAAAGAAGAUCAAAGAUAAAAGCGCAAGUCUUGGAUUUUUUUUUUUUAUUUCAUUAAUUAUUCCAAUUCAACGUCUAUGAUUAUAAACAAAAGGAAAUAAUAAUUUAAUAGGAUUAAAAGUUUAUCGCGAAGAGAAUACUCAAGGCAUGCUUUUUUGUCUGCGGAUCUUAGCAACUUGGUACUGUUUGUUCGACAAUUACUAAACGCUUGUUAACUAAUAAUAUCCUAUUAUUUAAUAAUUAUAAUAGAUACCUCAAGAGUUUGCCGCUGCGUGAGCGUGUUGUAAAUGAUCUGAUAUAUUGUAAUUUAUUGAGUGAUUAUGAUUAAAUGCAGGUUUUUUUUAAUCUAUCGCCAAAGGUGCAGCGACGAAGUAGUAUUGACGAUGUUGCCUUCUCCCUUGCACGUGUUUACCCGUUUACAAUAUUUACCCUGAUUUCAUUAUAAUAAAGAUAUAUUUGUGGUAUUAAGUUUAUAUGUUAUUUAAAGAAUGCCUGCGGGAAAUAUUACUCGUUAUGGUACAACAUUUUUUUUUUAUAUUUCAAGUCCAAAAGCCAUUGAUGUAUUUCUACUUUUAUCUAUUAUAUAUUUAUUAAUACUACUAAAAUUAAGUGUCUUUAUGUUAUUGCUAAAUGUUGUCUAUCAUCUUUCCAUUAUUUGUAGAAUUUAAGAUAUUUCGAUCUAAAGAUGUCUACGAAUGAUCUAUAUAAUAUUGAUACGUACGUAAUUCUAUAGUAUAUAGUCGUUGUGUUAAUUAUAAAUUAUUAUUUGUGAUGCGGUUUAUCGUGAUUAGGUAAAUAAAGUGAUACCUAGAA